GACUGCUUCUGUCUGUCAGAUUGAACAUGGCGGCCUCCUCAGCUUCACGUGAGCUGUUCACGCAGGGAGUGAGCGCGGUGCUGCACAGCUGGCCCGUGCUGCAGAUAGCAGUGGACAAUGGAUUUGGGGGUGUGUACGGGCAGCAGAAAGCUGAUUGGCUGGUGGAUGUGGUCCAGCAGUAUUUCCAUGACAACGCUGACCUGCAGCAGUACGAGGUCGAGGACUUCAUCACUCAGCUGAUGGAUCAGGAGUUCGAUACAGUGGUGGAUGAUGGAAGUUUACCUCAGGUGUCCAAGCAGCUGAUGCAGAUGUUCGGUCAGUGGCAGCAGGGGGCGCUGCAGCAGCUCUCUCAUACUGUCCAAUCACUGACGCAGAAGAAAACUCAGAGGGCAAAGGUCACGGCCCCGCCCACCGAGUCCGACCAGGAGAGCGAUGACGAGGAAACGCAGAUGGAGUGUGAAGCAUCCAGUCCAUCAGUCAGCAAACAGACAGAUCCUCCUCCUCCUCCUCCCUCUCAGGAUGAAGAGGACGGAUGGACAGUGGUCCGUAAGAAGAAGUGAAGAGAGGAGGACAGAAAGGAAAAUGAACUGUUGAACUCAGAGAAUGAACCAGCUGACCUUUGACCUCCAGGAUGGGACUGUGUGUGUGUGUGUGUGUGUGUGUGUGUGUUUUUUAACAUCCUCCUCCUGACACCAUAUUUAUAUAUUAUACCCAAACUGAUUAGAGGUCAGAGGUGUGUGGAGGUCUCUGUGGGGGUCGUCGUCGGGCCCUGAUGACUGUGGGUGUUGAAGUGGACCUGGACUAAGAGAGACCUGGACUGAGAGGGACCUGGACUAAGAGGAUCUUUUUUUUUAUUCUGGUUUCUGUUGUUUUGUAUUAAAACUGUAGAAGCUGCUGUCAUGUGUGCGGUGUGAUGUCAUUCUACUACAUGAGUUACUAUUGUACUAUUAGAAGACAUUAAAUACUAUUUUCAUGG
Molecule: messenger RNA, 976 nt
Organism: Scomber japonicus (chub mackerel)
Lineage: Eukaryota; Metazoa; Chordata; Actinopteri; Scombriformes; Scombridae
Gene: tsr2
Product: TSR2 ribosome maturation factor
Exons: 5
Coding region: 27-560 (177 amino acids)
Biological process (GO): maturation of SSU-rRNA from tricistronic rRNA transcript (SSU-rRNA, 5.8S rRNA, LSU-rRNA)
Cellular component (GO): nucleus
Source: RefSeq, a predicted model, not a curated record